Molecule: messenger RNA, 1536 nt
Organism: Saxophila tyrrhenica
Lineage: Eukaryota; Fungi; Ascomycota; Dothideomycetes; Mycosphaerellales; Extremaceae
Gene: ZWF1
Product: Glucose-6-phosphate 1-dehydrogenase
Exons: 4
Coding region: 1-1536 (511 amino acids)
Biological process (GO): pentose-phosphate shunt, oxidative branch; glucose metabolic process
Cellular component (GO): cytosol
Molecular function (GO): glucose-6-phosphate dehydrogenase activity; NADP binding
Source: RefSeq, a predicted model, not a curated record
AUGGCCGACACUAUCAUCCACCAAGAUGAGCCGCAAGGUGUUGGCAACAUGGAGCUCAAGGACAACACCGUCGUGGUGGUCCUUGGUGCGUCCGGCGACCUUGCGAAGAAGAAGACCUUCCCGGCACUGUUCGGCCUCUAUCGCAAUGGCUUCCUCCCCAAGGAUGUCAAGAUCGUGGGCUAUGCCCGGACGAAGAUGGACCACGAAGAGUACCUGCGUCGCGUCAAGAGCCACAUCAAGACGCCCACAAAAGAGUUGGAGCAGCAGUCUGAAGAGUUCUGCAAACUCACCACCUACGUGAGCGGGCAGUACGACCAGGACGACAGCUUUCAGAACCUGGAGAAGCACCUGCAGGAGGUGGAGAAGGGACAGAAGGUCAACAACAGAGUGUUCUAUAUGGCCCUGCCUCCCAGCGUGUUCAUUCCCGUCAGCGAGCACCUGAAGAGGAACAACUACCCCAAGAGCGGCAUUGCUCGCAUCAUCAUCGAGAAGCCGUUCGGCAAGGACCUGGAGUCCUCUCGUGAGCUCGAUCGCGCUCUGCGGCCCAACUGGAAGGAGGAGGAGACCUUCCGUAUCGAUCACUAUCUCGGCAAGGAGAUGGUGAAGAACAUCCUCAUCCUCAGGUUCGGCAAUGAGUUCUUCGGCGCAACCUGGAACCGCAACCACAUCGACAAUGUGCAGAUUACCUUCAAGGAGCCCUUCGGUACUGAGGGUCGUGGCGGGUACUUUGACGAGUUUGGCAUUAUCCGCGACGUGAUGCAGAACCAUCUCCUGCAGGUGCUCACGCUCUUGGCGAUGGAGAGGCCAAUCUCUUUCUCCUCUGAGGACAUCCGUGACGAGAAGGUGCGCGUGCUUCGCGGCAUGCCCUCCAUCGAGCCCAAGAACGUCAUCAUCGGCCAGUACGAGAAGUCGCUGGACGGCACGAAGCCUGGUUACAAGGAGGACGACACUGUUCCCAAGGAGUCGCGCUGCCCUACGUUCACUAGCAUGGUCGCAUACAUCAAGAACGAGCGCUGGGACGGUGUUCCUUUCAUUCUCAAGGCUGGCAAGGCUCUCAACGAGCAGAAGACGGAGGUGCGCAUUCAAUACAAGGACGUGACGAGCGGAAUCUUCAAGGACAUCCCCCGCAACGAGCUGGUGCUUCGCGUGCAGCCCAACGAGAGCAUCUACAUCAAGAUGAACUCCAAGCUGCCUGGCUUGAGCAUGCAGACCACCGUCACAGAGCUCGACCUCACCUAUCGGAGACGCUUCUCUGACCUCAAGAUUCCUGAGGCGUACGAGUCGCUCAUCCUCGACUCGCUGAAGGGCGACCACAGCAACUUCGUGCGUGACGACGAGCUUGACGCUUCGUGGCGCAUCUUCACCCCACUCCUCCACUACCUGGAUGACAACAAGGAGAUCGUGCCCAUGGGCUACCCGUACGGCUCCCGCGGCCCCGCCGUCCUUGACGACUUCACCGCCAGCUACGGCUACAAGUUCUCCGACGCCGCCGGCUACCAAUGGCCCCAGUCGUCCACAGAGCCCAACAAGCUCUGA